This is a messenger RNA of Hemibagrus wyckioides, 1208 nucleotides long. Its product is annotated as rhamnose-binding lectin-like. Bases 53 to 973 code for a protein of 306 amino acids. The record is from RefSeq and is a predicted model, not a curated record. Gene Ontology annotation, molecular function: carbohydrate binding. The transcript has 12 exons. Lineage: Eukaryota; Metazoa; Chordata; Actinopteri; Siluriformes; Bagridae.
AAGUGAGCUAUUCCAGUGGUGCAGCACUUGAUUGUUCCACUCCAGCAUCAAGAUGCUCUCACUGAGGCUCACGCUACUCACCUUACUUAUUGCAGCCUCUGGUUGGCUUGUUUCCGGAGAGAAUAUGAUUACCUGCUACGGUAAUGUCCAGCAUCUUGCUUGUGACACUGGCCUGAUAAAGGUGAGGUCUACUACAUAUGGACGUACGAACCGUGACACCUGUAAUGCUCGGCCCGCUUCUGAGAUUGCGAAUACCAACUGUGCCUUGAAGAUUUCUACUAUUGCUGAUAGGUGCAAUGGACUAAGAGAGUGUGAGGUAAAGACGGACUUACUUGGCAACCCUGACCCAUGUUUUGGAACUUACAAAUACUACAACACCACGUAUGACUGCAUCAGUGGCCAGAACAUUGUGAUCUGUGAGCAAGGCUACAGCACGCUGAACUGUGGAGAUGGUUAUAUUCAGAUCAUAAAUGCAAACUAUGGCCGGGCUAAUGCAGUAACCUGCGUGAAUGGACUUCCCAGCAGUGUGCUCCAGAACACCAAUUGUUACGCUCCAAGCACAUUCUCAAAAGUGGCCUCAAUGUGUAAUGGAAAGACGACAUGCACUGUAGACGCUUCAUACACCAUCUUUACAGAUCCUUGUGUUGGGACUGCAAAAUAUCUUUCUGUGUCCUACAUUUGCCAUAGGAGCAUUGUGACCUGUGAAGGCAAUACUGCUAUACUGACAUGUGGUGAUCGCCGUAUAAAUGCGGUCAGUGCUAACUACGGCCGAACCGAUUCCACCACGUGUUCUUCUGGACGACCUGCCAAUCAAAUCUCCAACACAAACUGCUACACACCUGAUGCUCUAAACAAAGUUGCAGCUAGAUGUAAUGGACAGAGCAGCUGUAGCGUCCCUGCUACAAAUGAUUUAUUCUCUGAUCCCUGUUAUGGCACCUAUAAGUACCUGACCGUUGUGUACUACUGUUCCUAACUAAUCACUUGAAGGAACCCAGCUUUCUCCCCAGUGGCCUCUCUUCAGUCUGAAGCGGUUUGAGACUGAAUUCUUAAUAUGCAACUAUGCAGCUGAUACAGUGCAGGAUUUGUGGUGUUGCUGUACUUAAUAUUUGCAUGUUAUAUAGUCAACUGCUGUAAUGAUUUUAAUUUCUGAAGCUUUAUUUCUGAAACAUAUCUGCUAUUUACAAAUGAUUAUGCAAUAAAGUAUCCUC